AUGGCAGACUCAGAAUCUCGGAAACGAGCUGUCGACUCGCCCAAAGUCUGGACGAGUCUCAUCACGAACCUAGACUACUUGCCUGGUCUUCUCACCCUCGAACAUUCUCUCCGCGCGGCCAAAUCUCAGUACCCUCUUGUGGCAUUAUAUACCGAUUCAUUCCCCCCCGAAGGUCACGCAGCUCUCCGUGCUCGUGGCAUUGCCACCCAGCACAUUCCAUACUUGCUACCAACUGAAGGCAAGGAUUACUCCAACGACCCGCGGUUCUACGAUUGUUGGAGCAAGCUCGCGCCUUUCUCCUUAACCGAAUAUGAGCGCGUCGUCCAGCUCGACUCGGACAUGCUUGUUUUGCGCAAUAUGGACGAGCUGAUGGAUUUCGAGCUGGACCCUCCCUCGAUUGCUGAGACUGGUGAUAAGACCGUCAGUAAGCGUGUCUUUGCAGCCGGUCAUGCCUGCGUAUGUAAUCCCCUCAAGAAGCCUCACUAUCCAAAGGACUGGAUUCCUGAGAAUUGUGCAUUUACCUCACAACACUCGAAUCCCGAUACCGCGCAAACUGAGGCUGCUGAUCCGUCAGUCGGACCCUUGGGCUUUAUGAAUGGUGGCUUGCAGGUUGUCAAUCCUUCUCAGGGCCUCUAUGCGCAGAUUUUGGCGCAUAUGGAGGCCGACGCCGCCAACAUGGAUUUUGCAGACCAGUCACUUCUCUCGGACUUGUAUCGUGAGCGAUGGGUUCCUUUGCCGUACAUUUAUAACGCGCUCAAGACGCUACGGUGGAGAGGAGUCCAUGAUGCUAUUUGGAGGGACGAGAGCGUCAAGAACAUUCACUACAUCUUGAGUCCUAAACCUUGGGAUGAGAUUAAUGAGAAGGGUGAGUGGACGGGUAAGGACCAGAGUCACAAGUGGUGGGUUGAUGCGAACCGUGUCAGAAAAGAGUUGGAGAAAGAGAAGGGAGUCCCUGAUGAUGGCUUUUAA
Molecule: messenger RNA, 969 nt
Organism: Fusarium musae
Lineage: Eukaryota; Fungi; Ascomycota; Sordariomycetes; Hypocreales; Nectriaceae
Exons: 2
Coding region: 1-969 (322 amino acids)
Molecular function (GO): glycosyltransferase activity
Source: RefSeq, a predicted model, not a curated record